Molecule: messenger RNA, 1293 nt
Organism: Babesia sp. Xinjiang
Lineage: Eukaryota; Apicomplexa; Aconoidasida; Piroplasmida; Babesiidae
Product: Methionine aminopeptidase 2B
Exons: 3
Coding region: 1-1293 (430 amino acids)
Biological process (GO): proteolysis
Molecular function (GO): metalloaminopeptidase activity
Source: RefSeq, a predicted model, not a curated record
AUGGAGUCAACACAGCCGGCAGUUAAAUCUGCUGUUACGACUCCCAAAUCGGAGAAGCGCAAGAAGAAGCAGCAGCCAAAGAGUAGCGACAUUUCUUUUGACGAGCUUCUCGAGUUAGAAUCAUUAUCAGUAGCACCUAAGAACCCGUUGUUGUCUGACCCAGAACCUGGUGAGCCGUUACGCCGUGUAAACAAAUGGACUACUGCGAUUCCUCCAGCAAAGCCUGUACCGGAUCAGUUUAAGGGUCGUGUAUAUCCUUCAGGUGAAGUUUGGGAAUAUACGGGUGCUGGAGCGUCUCGUGCUAGUGAUGCUGAGAAGCGCCACUUGGAGAAGAUAUCUACGGAUAGUUACCAGGACUUGCGUCGUGCAGCUGAGGUACACCGACAGGUCCGACGCUAUAUUCAAUCUGUUCUUCGUCCCGGCAUAUCAUUGAUCGACUUGGUGAAUGCUGUGGAGACUAAGUGUAAGGAGUUGAAUGCGGCUGAUGGGUUGAAGGCCGGCUGGGCGUUUCCCACCGGCUGUUCACUGAACGAAUGUGCAGCUCAUUAUACACCUAAUUAUGGUGAUAAGACGGUUUUGGGUGUUGGUGAUAUUUGCAAGUUGGAUUUCGGGACACAAGUGAACGGUCACAUCAUCGACUGUGCAUUUACUGUAGCGUUUGAUGAGCAGUAUGAUGAGUUGAUCCGUGCUACCCAGGAGGGUACCAAUGUUGGCAUUCAGCAUGCCGGUAUUGAUGCCCGUGUUUGUGAGAUAGGUGAUGCUAUUCAGGAGGCAAUCGAGAGUCACGAGGUUGAGAUUCGUGGCGUCACAUACCCUGUGAAGGCCAUACGUAACCUUACCGGGCAUAGUAUCGGACCAUAUCGCAUCCAUUCUGGUAAGGCAGUGCCUAUUGUUCGCAAUAGUGGCUGUACUGAUAUAAUGGAGGAGGGUGACUUAUUUGCUAUCGAGACAUUUGCGUCAACCGGCAAAGGUGUCGUUGUCGAGGCAAUGGAUUGUUCCCAUUAUAUGAAGGACUUUAACGUUGGCUACGUGCCAUUAACAUUGAAGAGUGCCCGGGAUGUCUUGAAGUCUAUAAAUACCAACUUUGGUACAUUAGCAUUUUGCCGACGUUGGUUAGAUGAUGUGACCGGUGGUAGGAACCUUUUAGCAUUGAAACAUUUGGUUGACAAGUGUAUCGUGAACCCUUAUCCGCCAUUAUGUGAUGUUCGCGGUUCCUACACUUCUCAAAUGGAACACACCAUCUUGCUACGUCCAACUUGUAAGGAGGUCCUCUCCCGUGGCGAUGACUAUUAG